Molecule: messenger RNA, 1314 nt
Organism: Brassicogethes aeneus
Lineage: Eukaryota; Metazoa; Arthropoda; Insecta; Coleoptera; Nitidulidae
Source: the annotation of a GenBank genome assembly
AUGAAUGCUAGAGAACUUAGACAAAAGCGAAAACAAUGGAAAGAAAAUAGUAAAGUGUAUAGGAAUAAAAAAGCUAUAGCACACCAAAAUUUUCAAAGAAUAAUUGAUGUUACACCUCCACCAAGUCCAGUAUCAGUUGUGCAGCAAAUUAGAGAAGAUGUAGCUGCUCGAAAUAGACGACAGAUGCGAAGGCGACGAGCUAUUUUGUAUGCUAAGAUUGCAAAUUUGGAAAAAAAAUUGAAGAAUGCAGUGAAGUUAAGCGAAAAAUAUAAGAAGAGAUAUUUGAGAAUUAAAACAAAAAAAACUGACCCAGAAUCGCCUGGAACUAAAGUAGAUGCGCUUCUAAAGAAUGUAAACGUUCCUGAGAGUGUGAAGAAGAAAUUACUUUUUGGAGAAGCGUUAACAAGAGAUCUAGAGACUAGUUACAAAGAUCUUGGAAAGAAACAUGAAAAAAAGAAAAAAUAUUACGAAAUGUUGAAAUUGAAAUCAUUGCAGAAAUAUAAGUUACUUCAUGCAUCGAAACCUUUUUUUAAACAUGAUACUUACAAAAGACAAAAGCCUCGAAAAAUAAGCGAUAAAAUGAUGAAGGUAAAGGACGAUGUAAUUAAAUUUUUGGAGAAAGAUGAAAACUCAAGGAUGUGCCCGGGGAAAAAAGACUAUCUUAAAUCCAAAAAUGAUUACAGUGAAAACUAUUGCUGUAAAUAUAACGAGGAAAUACAAGCUGUCCACUUUGGUGGAGGAAGGAAGCAGAUAACAAUGCAUACAGGAGUGCUUUACUUGCGCAAGGAUAAUGCAAUCAAACCUGUAUCCUUUUGUUCUCUCUCUAGUGACAAUAGACAUGACACAAUGGCUGUUUGGGCUCACUUGAAACCCAUAUUUGAGUGGAUAAAAACACAACAUUUACCUAUUUCCCGAUUACAUAUGUUGAGUGAUGGGCCUGUUAAUCAGUACAAAAAUAAAUUUAUGUUCGAAAUGGUGUGUCGCCAUCUAAAAGAUCUCUAUCCAGAAAUCACAUACUUUUCAUGGCAUUAUUCUGAACCCGGGUACGGUAAGGGAGCGCCUGACGGUGUCGAUGGAACCCUGAAACGGACAGCUGAUAAAGUCGUAGCAGAAGGCCAUGAUAUCAUAGACCUGAAUUCAUUGAAACCUAUCCUUCAAUCCAGGUGUCCUUCUAUUUUAUUGUUUGAAGUUACCACAGCAGAUAUUUCGCUGAUGGAUGAUCUCAUAAAACAGUCCAAGACUAUUCCUACUUUCCGGGGAGCACAAAAAGUACGCCAGUUCGCACCUUACAGUGCAGAAGACUUUGAUGCAUAG